AUGAGCGAAAUUACCUUGCCUGACUAUUACCAUAUUAGUGGGAAGCGUGAACGGGGCCAGCGAUUCGCACCCGGUCUACUGUCCAAUGCUUUCCACGGUUUUGAAGCUCCUGGCCAGAUUGUGCAAGUUUCACAUCCUCGAGGGCACUUUUUCUUGAGCAGCGUUCGUAAGAGCUCGUUAAAUGUUCUCAUUGCCGACGGCGUUGUUUCUCGCUCCAGCUGCAUCCUCAACGAAGCGUCCUAUUCACCUGGUCUACGCCACGAGAACCACGGCGGCGCGGGCCUUCUUCAAGAAAUUACGGAAGCCAGUCGCAUCGAUCUCCAACGUCUUAACACGCACCGGAUCUUGAAUGAUCCGCGUACGGAAUACUACAUAUGUAGACUAUCUCCAUUUCUCAAAACAGUUAAGAGCUCUCUGCUCAUUCAGGCGGUAGGGCCGUCCCAGAUUAGAAUGGAGGUCUUUGGACCUGGUGGCUUUGUGGAAACAGCAUCUAGGCCCCGGUCACAGUUGUAA
Molecule: messenger RNA, 513 nt
Organism: Talaromyces stipitatus ATCC 10500
Lineage: Eukaryota; Fungi; Ascomycota; Eurotiomycetes; Eurotiales; Trichocomaceae
Exons: 3
Coding region: 1-513 (170 amino acids)
Biological process (GO): cellular response to nitrosative stress; nitric oxide catabolic process
Cellular component (GO): intracellular anatomical structure
Molecular function (GO): FAD binding; nitric oxide dioxygenase [NAD(P)H] activity
Source: RefSeq, a predicted model, not a curated record